Lotus japonicus is the source of this 1147-nucleotide messenger RNA. Its product is annotated as fasciclin-like arabinogalactan protein 7. Lineage: Eukaryota; Viridiplantae; Streptophyta; Magnoliopsida; Fabales; Fabaceae. The transcript is spliced from 2 exons. The coding region runs from base 226 to 1002 and encodes 258 amino acids. The record is from RefSeq and is a predicted model, not a curated record.
CUGUAGCCAUCAAUCCUUCUUCCACUUCCAGCUGGUACCUUUUACCUCCAUACCAUAUUUCAUCUUUAUAUACCCUCUCUCUCACUUUCUCUCCUUCCAUUCUCAUUCUUCACAUUCUCCUCUUCUCUCUCUCUCUCUCUCUGAAUUCCUUCUGUUCAGGAAUUUGGAGAGAUCACUUGUGAUACUGCAAGGUAAGAUAAAAAACUUUUGGACAAGGAAGAAAAUAUGGAGUUUUCCAUGAUUUUCAUUCUCAGCAACACUCUGCUGCUUCUCAGUUCAUCAGCAUUUGCCAAAACUGUUAGCCCUCCCUCUCCCCCUCUGAGCCCGACUCCGGCUCCCGCCCCAGCACCGGAUUUCGUUAACCUCACUGAGUUACUCGCGGUUGCUGGUCCCUUCCACACCUUCCUUGAAUACCUCGAGUCCACAAAAGUGAUUGACACUUUCCAAAACCAAGCCAACAACACUGAAGAAGGAAUCACCAUCUUUGUGCCAAAAGAUAGUUCCUUCUCAGCUCUGAAGAAACCUUCCCUGUCCAAACUCACCAGUGACCAGUUAAAGCAAGUGAUCCUCUUCCAUGCCUUGCCAAAAUACUACUCUCUUGCUGACUUCAAAAACCUUAGCCAAACUGGUUCCACUCCCACAUUUGCUGGUGGAAGUUACUCCUUGAAUUUCACUGAUGAUUCUGGAACUGUGCAUAUCAAUUCAGGAUGGUCAAAGACCAAGGUUACUAGUGCUGUUCAUUCCACAGAUCCUGUUGCAAUAUAUGAGGUUGGUAAGGUUCUCCUUCCUGAGGCCGUUUUUGGCACUGAUAUUCCUCCAACACCUGCUCCUGCACCAGCUCCUGAAAUUGCACCAGCUGCAGAUUCUCCAAUUGAAAAAAGUGCUGACAGCAAAGCAUCUUCUCCAUCAUCACCUGAUGGUUCAUCUUCUUACAAGAUCCUCAGCUAUGGAAUCUGGGGCAACCUUGUCCUUGCAACUUUUGGUGUGCUGGCUAUGUUGUAAUGGGGAAUGAAUGAUCUAUUGAAUAUUUAAUUUAGAUUUAUGGUGAUGUAUCUACUACAUUUGGUGCUAUUUGCUUUGAUCUGAAUCCAUUUUUUCUGAACAUAAAGUGUUAUUCAAUAUAUGUAUGAGAAAGUGAUUUCUAUUA